ACCUUCAUAGAUCUGCAAUACAGACUGCACAUGUUUAUUAUAUAGGUAGCAAGGUUGGAACGCGUCCAACCCUUUUUACCUUCUACAUCACUUUCCCAUGUCUCCACAACAGAAAGCUCUUGUUCUUCCUCGUAAGCAGGGCAACUUUGAGCUCAGCUCCCGCAGUAUCCCCAGUCCUGGCUACGGGCAGCUCCUGGUGAAGAUACAAUCUGCAGCUCUGAAUCCAUUUGACUACAAGAUCACGGACACAGAUUAUGCUCAUUACCCUGUCGUUCUGGGAAUGGAUAUUGCUGGCAUUAUCGAGGAACUAGGCGAGGGUGUCCACAAUUUCAGCAAAGGCGAUAGAGUAUUGGCGCACUGCAAGUUCACUAAUGACUUUACUGCAUUUCAGCAGUAUGCUUUGACCGUAGCGAGCUUUACAGCAAAGAUUCCUGCAAGCGAGUCCUUCGAUAGCGCAGCUACUGUUCCUCUGGGAUUAGAUACUGCUGUUGUGGGCUUGUAUGGAGAUCAAUUCGGAGCCAAGAUAACACCUCCCUGGGAGGAAGGCUCCGGCGGUCACGAAUCAAAGAAACCAAUUGUUAUCCUUGGCGGUUCUUCCUCUGUGGGUGCAUACACUAUCCAACUCGCUCGUCUGUCGGGAUUUUAUCCCAUCAUCACUACAGCCUCUCCGAGCAAUGAAGAGCUUGUCAAGGGCUACGGCGCAACUCAUUUCUUUGAUCGCAGCCUUUCCGGAAAACAACUUCUGGCGGCCAUCAGCGAAGUUACUGACGACCCUAUCAACCUUGUUUAUGAUGCCAUCUCGUUGCCAGAAACGCAGUCUGUUGCAUGGGAAUUGCUUGCGGACAAUGGCACUCUCGUAUUAACCCUUCCUGCAUCAGUCAAGGAAGAUGAAGGCAAGGGGCGCAGGGUCGUUUCGACCUUAUCAUACCCACAUACCCCCGAAAAUGAGGAGCUGUGCAGCAGCUCCUGGGCCAGGGUCGAAAAGUGGCUUUCAGAUGGUACUAUAAAGCCGAACAAGUAUGAAGUCCUCCCGAACGGACUUGAAGGUAUUAUUGGAGGACUGGAAAGGAUGAAAUUGGGACAGGUGUCUGGAACGAAGUUAGUUGCUCACCCUCAAGAAACACAGUAAAUGCAGGGCUAUCAACUUGCUCGACAUCAUGUGUACGAAAUCUGCGUCGGUCUUUGUCCGACAGUAUCUACUAAUCAUACACCGGAACGCAUACAUCUGAUUUAUGUAAGGAUGAUCCCGCGUAAGCAAUUCGCGUCUAUCCCAUGAGCGUGCUCCGAACCUGAGCUCCACAUGCAUUCCCAAUCGCUCAAGCGCUCACUAGCACUAUCCGUGUGCGUUUGGCGGUCUUGCAUUUGUGUGCGUUCUUCGCUUAUCUCCCUCCAUUUGCAAUUAUGUCUGUCCUAAGCUCCAUAGCAUCGCAUUCACUCAUUUCUAUCCUGACUA
Molecule: messenger RNA, 1453 nt
Organism: Suillus discolor
Lineage: Eukaryota; Fungi; Basidiomycota; Agaricomycetes; Boletales; Suillaceae
Product: chaperonin 10-like protein
Exons: 6
Coding region: 98-1129 (343 amino acids)
Molecular function (GO): oxidoreductase activity, acting on NAD(P)H
Source: RefSeq, a predicted model, not a curated record